CUCUUCUUUCUUCUCCUCAUCCCAUUCUUUCCAUCCAAAGAUCUGAUUCUUACUUUCGCAGCUGUUGCUUGCGCCUUUCUUUUCACUUUUUCUCUACGAGAUCAUUCCAUUCUUUGCAGACCCUGGUGGUUUAGCUAUUCUUCGUGUCCAACUCUACGAAAAUUACCACUACAUCAAUCCUUUUUUUAAAAGCAACAUUCAAGAUGCGAUCCUCCUUCUCUACCGCUCUGGCCCUCGUCGCCGCCCUCCCCACCGCCUUCGCGCACUACAACUUCGACGCCCUCAUUGUCAACGGCAAGGUCACCGAGCCUUAUGAGUAUGUCCGCAAGACCACCAACAACAACAGUCCCAUCACCGACGUCACCUCCAAGGACAUCAUCUGCAAUGCUGGCGGUCUCGACAAGGAUAUCCGCGCUGCUACCAAGACUCACGCUGUUUCUCCCGGUGAUGAGGUUGGUUUCACUGUCGCCAACGACAUGGGCCACCCCGGUCCUCUCGCCGUCUACUUGAGCAAGGCCCCUGAUGGCACUGAGGCCUCUGACUACCUCGGUGACGGCGACUGGUUCAAGGUCUACGAGAUGACCUGGAAGACGAUUGGUGAGAACGGCAUUGAGUGGGCCAACUACAUGAACGGCCAGUCCAAUGGUAUCACCAACUUCACCUUUACUCUUCCCAAGGAGACUCCCAAGGGUACUUACCUCAUGCGCGCUGAGCACGUUGGUCUUCACGGCGCUGGUGAGAAGAACGGUGCCCAGUUCUACAUUGGCUGCGCUCAGCUCACCGUUGAUGGUACCGGUGCUGGCAAGCCUUCUCCCGUCGUGUCUCUCCCUGGUGCUUAUACCGCCACCGACCCCGGUCUGCUCCUCAGCAUCUACUACCCUCCCGUCACCAACUACACUGCUCCUGGUCCCAAGGUCUGGCCCAGCGGCUGUGAGGAUCACACUCCCAACUUUGCUGGCCAGGCUAGCGACGGUGACUGCACCAAUGACAAGGGUUCCGACUCCGGCUCUGGUUCUGGCAGCGCUGCCCCCGUUGCCAGCGAUGCUCCUGCCACUGAGGCUCCUGUUGCCUCUUCUCCUGCUACCGAUGCUCCCGCUGCUUCUGCCCCUGCUACUACUGAGGCUGCCAGCGCUGCUACCCCCACUGAGGCUCCCGUCGAGCAGCCCGCCGAGACCUCUGCCCCCGUUGCCACCAAGGCUCCUUCUACUGGUGGCAAGUGCAAGGCCAAGCGCGCCGCUAAGCGAGCUCUUAAGGCUAAGCGUGCUCUCAAGCACUAAGCUGAGUUAUUAUGAGAUGGAUGAUUGAGUUUCUGACCUUUGCGUGGAUGGAAUGAUGGAUCAUUACUGGAUCCCACGUAAAACUUCUUUGUACAUAGUGAUUGAAUCACGUAUACAUAUGGCAAUUGACGU
Molecule: messenger RNA, 1409 nt
Organism: Fusarium oxysporum Fo47
Lineage: Eukaryota; Fungi; Ascomycota; Sordariomycetes; Hypocreales; Nectriaceae
Product: glycosyl hydrolase family 61-domain-containing protein
Exons: 1
Coding region: 204-1277 (357 amino acids)
Source: RefSeq, a predicted model, not a curated record